AUUAAUAUGACAUAUUUCUGUAUGCCGUUAGGUCGGAUUAAAUCGUUGGACCAGUGAAGGUCGUUUGCUAUCCGAUAGCAGCGCUGAGAGCUUUUUAGAACGAAAUUCAAAGACAAGGAAAAGUAAAAACCGAUAGCCUAACACAGUCUGUGUGGAAGCUUCCUUCGAUUCAUCUCUAGACCACCUUAAUUUAGUUCAGUUUAGAACGUCGGAAAAGUCGUAGACCAACAAAUAUUUAUUGCAGAUACAACUAAAUAUUUGAAUACAUAUCAAUCCGAUGAAAAACGGAGUCAGUUUUCUUUUGAUAUAAUCUUUUCGGGAUUCUAAAAAAGACAUUACUAAGAUGCAUUGUUACCGGAUUUUGAUGAAGUUUAUACAAAUAGAUGUACUGGUGAUCUUGAUAAGCCUAAAACAAGGAAAUGGAAACUACAUAGGCACGCGUGGUCGCGAAUAUCCUUCGCAAAGAAAUGCGAAUAAUAAUAACGGCGUUAAAAGUGAAGACUCGUCAACCGUAGUGAAUUCUGGCGGAGUGAGGGCGGUCGGUGAAGUGUUUGUACCAAAAACAUUUUCUCUUAGCGCACAAGAGCCAACAUGCGAACAGCUUCGUGCUAUGUGGAUAUUUUCAAAAAGGCAAUCUCGAGCUGCUGAAAUAACAAAUGAAAUACCAACAUAUCGUGACCCCUUUACAUAUAAUGUUUGGGAUCCCCUUUAUUCUAACUCACGAGUUCUGGGAUCAAUUAGGAUGAGCGCAAGAGAACGAGCCCGUUCCCCUGUGUUUGGUCGUGUUGUGAGCCGAGAACCAAUUACGCCGCAACGAAUGACCUUUGAGCAGCGUCAGCGAUUUGUAGAUCUCGGAUCAGGUGGCAUUGGCGGCCCAAUCCAAGCUCGUUUCUAUGGGUCUGAAGGGCGUCAGCAAAAUGCAGGCACACGUAGGUCAAGUAAAAAUCGAUACAUGGGAGUUCCCAAUGGAACGGGAGCUAGUUUGACCGGAAACCAAAACUCGGUUGCUGUACAGGGCAGCUUUCAGAAACUUAAAGAGCUCAUAUGGACGGAACGCGCUAAGGAGUUAACGCAGCAACGCCGAGAUGAGGAGUUAGCGGCACGAGCAGCCGCGCUUAAAGAAAUUGCUAACGGUCAAAACAUUCAAUCGUCAUACAGGCCCCAACCCAUCAGUCCGUCUGAUUCUAUUCUAAUGGAUGAAAAUCGAAGUCCAGAAGGUGGCAGCUAUCAAUAUAGCGACAAUAAUCGCAUGUCAAUUCUAAGCGGGCAAAACCUUGAAAAUAACAAAAAUAAUAAAAACGAACAUAGGAAUCGCGUUCGAGCCACCACACGUCGUAUUGGUAAUUCGAACUUUGCUCUUUACAAUGGUAACGCUAGACAAGCCCAUAAAGAAGCUGAAAGUAUGUUCUCUGGAAAUUACGCUACAGCUCAAUCAGGCCGCGGAUCCCGCAUCCAAAUCCCUGCUACUGAGGUAUAUUCAAGUGAUUUACCAGAUAGAGAUCAUUCUGUUAUUGGAAUUACAAGGCCUACCCUAAUCGACCAUCCCACUUCAGAGAAAGAAAUCGGUCCUUGCUGA
This is a messenger RNA of Drosophila miranda, 1576 nucleotides long. RefSeq lists its product as uncharacterized. NCBI's taxonomy places the organism in Eukaryota, Metazoa, Arthropoda, Insecta, Diptera, Drosophilidae. The record is from RefSeq and is a predicted model, not a curated record.